GCUUUCAGGGAAAGAUAAGUUUGGUUCAACAAAAAAAGAAAAUCAUUGUUCCAGAGUCAGAAAGCCGUGAGUUCGUUAGAGUUUUCCGCUCUCAACAUCUUCAAAACAUCUAAACAUGUCACCCCUCGGGACUAUUGUCAUGUUGUUAAGUAUUGUAGGUGGCACUGUGUCCAUCACGGUGCAGGUUUCUCCAAAGGUUCUCAACUUGACCAUUGGUCAGACUGCAAAACUUGGUUGCAAUUUUCUCACCAAUCAGCCCUUAAACAACCUCAUGGUCCAGUGGUCCCUCUACCCGUGGCGCUCUGAGACUCCAGUACCGGUGUUCUUUUACCAGUCAGGAAAUUACGUGAUCGGUCAACAUUUCCAGAACAGGCUGAAAAUCCUUUCGAAAAUGGGAAUCGACAUGAACGCGUCCAUCUCCAUCAGCAACAUGCAGACCGCAGACGCCGGAACCUACACGUGUGAAGUCCGCAACCUCCCCGACAUCGAUGGCAUCACCGAGGCUAACUCCAGGGUUCAUGUGUUUGAGACGCCGUCGCAGCCGUUCUGCGCUGUGCACGGAGACGUGGCGACGGGUCACCUGGUCACACUCACCUGUCACUCAGAGAAAGGCAGCCCCUCUCCCAACUACACCUGGACCUUGCUCGAUCAGGGGAUCAGCAAACAAGUGAAGGGCAUUACAAAUGUGAAUACCGGGGUCCUGUACAUCAGGAACAUUUCUCAGUUUGAGUUUGGAAGGUAUCAGUGCAAUGCCUCCAACAUCGUGGGCUACUCUGUCUGCACCAUUGAUCUGAACUCAGACAUAAACGACGCAGCCAUCGCAGGCGCGGUGAUUGGAGCCCUGCUGUGUGUCGCCUUCAUCGUGCUGCUGGUGUGGUUCAUCGCUCAUCAUCUGAAGAAGAAGAAAUACAACGCAGCCAAGGCUAGCGAGACACAAGCUGCGAUGAACUAUAAAGCAGUCCCUCCGCAAGACACCGUCACCGAAUAACCACAGAGUCCCAAGUUUUUAUACCAUUUGUUGUUUGUGCAUUUUUUUUAAACUAUCGAUAAACAACCUGAAUGAUGUUUCUGUAAUUUUGGAAAUUUUUUAGAAGCACUGACAUCGCCCAAGGUUUUAUAUCAGUGGGGAUUCGGCAUUGAUGCAGUACUGUCGAUAAAAAAUCGAGGACUUUUUAUUUUUUUUUCUACCAACAAGAUUUUUUUUCUCUUGUUUAUUGCCUGAUUUUUGCCGAUUAAAAAACAUUUAAAUUGA
Messenger RNA from Hemibagrus wyckioides, 1252 nucleotides. Its product is annotated as V-set and immunoglobulin domain-containing protein 1-like. The transcript has 7 exons. Gene Ontology annotation, cellular component: plasma membrane. Bases 116 to 988 code for a protein of 290 amino acids. NCBI's taxonomy places the organism in Eukaryota, Metazoa, Chordata, Actinopteri, Siluriformes, Bagridae. Gene Ontology annotation, biological process: maintenance of gastrointestinal epithelium; epithelial cell morphogenesis. The record is from RefSeq and is a predicted model, not a curated record.